CUGGCUUGAGGCCCAAUUGCAAGAAAGUUUUCAGUUUCCCAAGGGUCCCUUGGCCCUUGUUCUGAGAGCUUCGCCCUGAUUGGCUACUACGCCAAGCUCCUGGCUCCAAGGAUUGGCCCUGGUGGGCCCACCCACACUCAUAUUGGUGUGGGUGAGACUCGCCCACCUAAGCAGGGGGGCUGACCACAUAACCAAAGGAAACCUUAGACCAUGUCAGGGUCACGUAAGAUAGAGCUGGCGGAGGCCCUGGCCUUAGGGCCUGAGUGGAGGCACUUGUGUUUUGUGAUGCUCUACGCGCCAGACCCGGGGAUGCUCUUCGGCCGCAUCCCGCUGCGGUACGCCGUGCUGAUGCAGAUGCGCUUCGAUGGGCGCCUGGGCUUCCCAGGUGGCUUCGUGGACUCGAAGCACAGCACCUUGGAGGAUGGACUGAACCGAGAGCUGCUGGCGAAGCUGGGCGAAGCGGUCUCCGCCUUCAGCGUGGGGCGCACAGACUACCGCAGCUCACGUGCAGGAGACACCUCGCAUGUUGUGGGGCACUUCUAUGCCAAGAAACUGACGCUAGAGCAGCUGCAGGCGGUGGAAGCUGGAGCACCAAAAGCCAAGGACCAUGGGCUGGAGGUGCUGGGCCUGGUGCGAGUGCCCCUGUACACCCUUCGAGAUGGUGUGGGAGGCCUUCCUGCCUUCCUGGAAAAUUCCUUUAUUGGUGCUGCCCGGGAGGAACUACUGGAAGCCCUCCACAACUUGGGACUCGUGGAAGCUGGUUCUGUCUUGAGUUUUAAAGAUGUCAAUGCAGGCAACUUUCUUAGAACUCACAGAACCUGAGAUGAGGGCUUUGAUACUGGGAUGGAGGAAGGGAAAAGAAAAUGUUUUCUUUUCUGGGUCUGAGAGAUGAGAGAUGAUCCCAGAUUAAAAUAAAGAGAUGUGUUCAUGUGAUAGUUAA
Messenger RNA from Chinchilla lanigera (long-tailed chinchilla), 940 nucleotides. Its product is annotated as U8 snoRNA-decapping enzyme-like. The transcript is spliced from 3 exons. Lineage: Eukaryota; Metazoa; Chordata; Mammalia; Rodentia; Chinchillidae. Gene Ontology annotation, molecular function: phosphodiesterase decapping endonuclease activity; snoRNA binding. Gene Ontology annotation, cellular component: nucleus. The coding region runs from base 211 to 822 and encodes 203 amino acids. The record is from RefSeq and is a predicted model, not a curated record. Gene Ontology annotation, biological process: mRNA catabolic process; sno(s)RNA catabolic process.